This is a messenger RNA of Colletotrichum karsti, 1356 nucleotides long. RefSeq names its product FAD binding domain-containing protein. Lineage: Eukaryota; Fungi; Ascomycota; Sordariomycetes; Glomerellales; Glomerellaceae. The transcript has 4 exons. The record is from RefSeq and is a predicted model, not a curated record. Gene Ontology annotation, molecular function: FAD binding. The coding region runs from base 1 to 1356 and encodes 451 amino acids.
AUGAUGGCAUCGCUAAAGGAGCUGGCGAUCGGCAACCUCAGACGAGCCGGCCUGGAUGAGGUCUUGUAUACCCCCGGGCAGGAGACAUACGAGAACAGGACUGCGUCGUACUGGUCGGAGACAGCCAGGCUGAGACCUUGGGCAAUUGUGCAGCCCAGGAGCGCUGAUGAGGUCUCCCAGGCAGUGAAGGCUAUGGUUGAGACUCCGGACUGCAAGUUUGCUGUGCGCAGUGGCGGCCAUACGGUCUUUCCUGGUGCCAGUAACAUCCAGGACGGCGUCACAAUAGACCUGGGUCUGAUGGCGAAGACGUCGUACGACCAUGAUACGGAACUUGCGUCGCUGCUUCCUGGAGGAACAUGGACGGAUGCGUACCAAGAGGUCGUUAACUACGAGAUCGUUCUCGCUGACGGCAGCAUCGUCCAAGCCAACGUGGACGAGAACUCCGACCUCUUUCGAGUCCUCAAGGGCGGCGGGAACAACUUUGGAAUUGUAACACGCUUCGACCUGGUGACGUUUCCUUCCAAUGAAAUUUGGGAUGCCAGACUUGUCUGCGCCAAGGAGUCGACUCCGGAUGUCGUCGCUGCGCUGGCGGAUUUCAUCGGUAAUCUCGAAGCUCACCCGGAUGCGCACAUUUUGGCGAUGUGGAUGUACAUGCCCAGGACCAAAUACCACUUCAUUAUGAAUCUUCUAACAAGCUUGGACGGCGAGCAGGAAGCCCAGUGUUUGGCUAAGUUUCUGGUGAUCCCCGGCGAGAAGGAUGCCAAGACGACCACGGUUGCCGACAAGAUGGCGGCGUUCGCUCUGCCGAAGUCCCGACGACAAACGUGGUUCACCUUGACCUUCAGAAACGACACCCGAAUCAUCCAGAAAGCUGCGAAUGUAUUCGAAGACCGCAUAGAAAAAAUGAAGGCUCAGAUUCCGGACCAUGAUUUUCAUUUCUCCAUGGUGCUACAGCCACUACCCGCAUCUUUCGGCAAGCAUUCGGCUGUUCGUGGUGGAAAUAUGUUUGGAUUGGAGCGUAUCAAGGAAGACUGUGUGCUGUUGGUUUGGGCCAUUGAGGUCGAUACCCAAGAACUAAGAAACAGUGUUGGGUUCCCGACACUCAAGGGAGGCAUUGAUGAGAUUGAGGCUUUCGCCAAGUCCGUCAAUGGCGACGUUGGGUUCCGCUACCUCAACUACUGCGACGGCUCCCAAGAUCCACUCGGCAGCUAUGGUGAAGAGAACGUCCGCAAGAUGCGAGAGGCUGCAGAAAGGUACGAUCCGGCGGGUGUGUUCCAGACGAGAGUGCCUGGCGGGUUCAAAAUCUCAAAUGUGACGGUAGGGAGGGAGGGGGAGCUGACUCCGACCGAGGGAUGA